AUGCCGAUUUUGGGUUGGGCAAAAGCUUCAGAGUGCAAGAAAGUGAAGAAACUACUGAAACAAGCACGAUCCCGGCUCGACUGCAUGAAAAUUCAGCGAUCUGUUAUUUCUUUGCAAUUGCGCAAAGAUCUUGAGAAGCUAGACUUAGAGGAACUCAACAACAGGAUCAAACAAGAGCAGCACAUCAGAGAUGAUUCUGCGGCGUACGAUCUGCUCGAGCACUUCUGCAAGAUCAUCCUCAGACACUUCUUUUAUAUACGAACGCACAAGAAAUGUGGUCAGAGAACCCUAGCUGAAGCCGUUUCAAGUCUUGUCUUCGCUUCUUCAAGAUUGAGAUGUGGGGUGAUCCCUGAGCUUGAAAAGAUCAGGGACUUCUUCAAAGAGCGUUACGGGGAGGAUUUUGUCGAAACUGCUGUCAAUCUGUUGCCUGGGAAUCUUGUAAACCCUACAUUCAAAAAGAAUAUUCUCGCUCUAUUUCCAGACUCAGUGGUGCAAACUGAUAUAAUGAAAAAGGACGACGAGGAUGGCAAAAACCAGUUACAGCUUGUUACCUUCCAACCUCUAAAACAUGUCCACCCAAAAUUGCCUGAUUGGGAUGAUAUAGUUGCCGAGUUCAGUGCUCUCAAGAAGCCUAAGUAUGAGCAGUACCCUAAGUUGUCUGAAAAUUAUGAUAUUGCAGACAAGAUGAAUGAUUUCAAUGCUCCCGAGAAUGAGAGCACAGCUGAUAAUUACCAGUUCCAGUUAGAGGACCAUGCUUAUCAUGACAAUGUUGAUGAUGGAGCAAUAUUAGAAUAUCCAUGGUUGUCCAUAGGGAGCAUAAAUUUUGCAAUCCAGCAGGAGUGUUAUUAA
This is a messenger RNA of Argentina anserina (silverweed cinquefoil), 849 nucleotides long. RefSeq lists its product as uncharacterized. Bases 1 to 849 code for a protein of 282 amino acids. The record is from RefSeq and is a predicted model, not a curated record. Gene Ontology annotation, biological process: protein transport. NCBI's taxonomy places the organism in Eukaryota, Viridiplantae, Streptophyta, Magnoliopsida, Rosales, Rosaceae. The transcript has a single exon.